Molecule: messenger RNA, 659 nt
Organism: Lates calcarifer (barramundi perch)
Lineage: Eukaryota; Metazoa; Chordata; Actinopteri; Centropomidae
Exons: 3
Coding region: 169-519 (116 amino acids)
Source: RefSeq, a predicted model, not a curated record
CAAACAAUGUUCAGUUAACAUAAGAAGGAGGGACGUGGUCCUCCCCUCUGUCCCUCCUCCUCUCUCCACUCCAACCUCAGCUAUAUAAGUACUGAGUGAAUUGUUUCACUUCACUUUCACUUUACCUCUUCGUGCAGUCUGACUCCAGUGGAACAUUCAAGCCUAAUCAUGAGCAGGAACUUCCUGUCCAAGAAUGAUGAGCUCCGCAGGGGAGACUACCUGAUCUCUAACAACAGGGAGUUCAAGGCUAUCUUCCAGGAUGACGGUAACUUUGUCAUCUAUGGCUGGCAGCCUCUGUGGGCUUCAAACACUUCAGGAUCAGAUGCUUCCCGCCUGUGCAUGCAGGCUGACUGCAACCUGGUCAUGUACAACAAUAAAGAUGAACCCAGGUGGCACACAAACUCCUCCAAACCCAGCUGCAACAUGUGUCGUCUUCAGCUGACAGAUGACGGCAAACUGGUGUUGAGCAGAGAGCAGGAAGCAGUCUGGAGCUCGGCUGACUCCGAGGGCAUGAAGUGAUGGCUUAACAUGACAUCAGAAAGCUUUUGAAUUCAAGUACGCUGCAAGUGAAAGUCAUCUUUGAAUGUUACAAGUUAUGAGUAAACCUGCCUGUAAUGCAAUGUGGCCUCAAAUAAAAGCUAUUUUUCACACUCCAUAAA